Molecule: messenger RNA, 1638 nt
Organism: Trichosporon asahii var. asahii CBS 2479
Lineage: Eukaryota; Fungi; Basidiomycota; Tremellomycetes; Trichosporonales; Trichosporonaceae
Exons: 3
Coding region: 1-1638 (545 amino acids)
Biological process (GO): amino acid transmembrane transport
Cellular component (GO): vacuolar membrane
Molecular function (GO): amino acid transmembrane transporter activity
Source: RefSeq, a predicted model, not a curated record
AUGGCCUACAAUAAUCAGCACCCCAACGGUGCUCCCUACGGAGAGGAGUUCUCACCGACCGGCGUCUACGACGAGAAGAUCCACACCGUUGAGUCUGAGAAGGGCGGCUUCCACAGCGAGAAGGACCUCGAGGCCGGCGCGUCAAGACCGGCCCACUACCGCGGCAAGACCAACGAGUACACUGUCGAGAUCGCCCCCGCCGGUCAGGAGAAGCACGUCCACGAUGCCGUCUUCGGUGACAUGGAGAACGGCCCCAACUACCGUGCUGUCGGUCGAGGUGGUGCCUACGUGCUCAUGACCAAGGCCAACAUUGGUCUCGGUGUGCUUUCCAUUCCCUUCGUUUUCAUGGAGGUCGGCAUGGUUCCCGGUGUCAUCCUCCUCCUCAUUCUUGCUCUGAUUGUUAUGUGUGAGUUGGCUUACGCUUCCCUCUUGGAAGCAUUUUUGCGCUUCGGCGAGGGAGGGGGCGCAGAACGCCUCGUUUUCGGUUCAUUGGCUGACGACACAGACUGCGCCUGCCAGAUUGGUGACUUCAAGAUGAACCACCCUGAGACCUACAACGUCUCUGAUGCUGGCCGAAUUGUCGGCGGAGUUAUCGGCGAGUGGUACUUCUCCAUUGCUUUCGUUCUUUUCAUGAUCUUCGUCUCGGCUUCGGGUAUCGUCGGUGUCUCGACGGCGCUCAACGCCGUCGCCGCUGAGCACCGUAUCUGUACCGCUGCCUUCGUCGCCAUUGCCGCUGUUUGUGGCUUCCUCAUGUGCUCCAUCCGUACGCUCGGCAAGAUCUCGUGGCUUGGAUGGGUCGGUCUCAUCUCCAUCAUGGCCGCCAUUCUCACCCUCACCAUCGCCGUCGGUGUCCAGGACCGCCCUGCCAAGGCCAUUGAGCAGGGCUACGUGACCGGCCCCUGGCCCAAGGACCUCAAGAUCACCAACGCCGCCACCCUUGCCCAGGCCAUGACCGCCAUCAACUCGAUCCUCUUCGCCUACGCUGCCACCCCCACCUACUUCGGUAUCGUCUCUGAGAUGCGCGACCCCCGUGUCUACAAGUCGACCAUGUGCUUCUCCAUGAUCUGCCUGUGGGCCGUCUACUCGACCAUCGGCAUUGUCGUCUACUACUACUGUGGCCAGUUCGUCUCCUCGCCUGCUCUCGGCUCGGCCGGUGGAACCAUGAAGCGCAUCUGCUACGGUAUCGCCAUUCCUGCGCUGCUUGUCACGCUCUGCAUCUACUCGCACCUGGCUGCCAAGUUCUUCUUCGUGCGCAUCCUCAAGGGUUCGAAGCACCUCACCGACGGUGGCAAGGUCCACUGGAUCACCUGGCUCUCGUGCUGCGCCGGUGCCGUCAUCAUCGAGUACAUCAUUGCCUCUGCCAUCCCCAUCUUCGGUAACCUCAUUUCGCUCAUUGGAGCUCUCAUCGGCCCCUCGGUCACCAUCAUUCCCUACACUCUCAUGUGGUGGAACGACAAGUGGCGCUACGAGUCGCCCAUGGACCGCACGAUGUGGGUCAAGAUCCGCUUCCUGUGGAACAUCCUCCUCUUCAUCAUUGGUCUCUACAUCACCGGUGCCGGUACCUACGCCGCCAUUGUUACUAUCAUUGACGACCCCAACCGCACCUCGCCCUGGUCGUGCGCCGACAACAGUGUCUAA